Messenger RNA from Cucumis melo (muskmelon), 1151 nucleotides. RefSeq names its product LOB domain-containing protein 27-like. NCBI's taxonomy places the organism in Eukaryota, Viridiplantae, Streptophyta, Magnoliopsida, Cucurbitales, Cucurbitaceae. The transcript is spliced from 2 exons. The coding region runs from base 47 to 961 and encodes 304 amino acids. The record is from RefSeq and is a predicted model, not a curated record.
ACCUAACAAAAUAACAGCCUUAAUUUUCAUAAGUUGGCUUGUUAAUAUGACAAUUAAAGGUGGCACAAGCCAAGCCUGCGCCGCUUGCAAAUACCAACGUCGCCGCUGCUCGAAAGACUGUGCCUUAGCACCAUAUUUUCCCGCUGAUCAACCAAAGAUGUUUCAAAAUGCCCACCGUCUCUUUGGUGUCUGCAAUAUAAUGAAGAUCCUCAAACAAGUUCAUCCGUCGCAGAAAGACGAAACAAUGACUUCAAUCAUCUACGAAUCGAACAUGCGUUCUAGGUUUCCGAUUCAUGGGUGUUGUGGUGUCAUAUGGCAACUACAUUAUCAAAUACAACAAGUGGCCGAAGAGCUUCGACAAGUUAGGAGUAGAGUAGAUAUGGUGAAAGAACAGUUUAAUCAAAUCAACAAUAUCGGGAUUACAGAAGGAGAAGGAGUUGGAAUUCUAGGUAAUAACGACAUUGGUUAUCCGAUUUAUGCACAACCGCAGCAGCAGCAACAGUAUAAUUCGAAUUCGGGGUCACUUGUAAAUCAAGGAAUAGAUGGAAGUGAUUUAUUAUUUGGAAAUUUGAACAUGAAUAAUGGGGGAAUUUAUGUUGAUAAUGAUGAUAAUAAUGGAUUGAUGUUGAAGGAGUUGAGAAUUCAACAACAUUACAAUGAUAACUAUGGGAUUAAUAUUAGUAAUGUUGAUUCAAUGCUGAUGCAAUCUAACUUGAUACCUGGAGCUUACCCUUUGCAACAAGAAAUGGAAAUUUCUCAUGAUUAUGAUGAUCAAAUUGCCUUUGACACAAUUGCUGAUGAUCGUCAAUCAUAUAUUGAAUCUAAGGAAGCAUGCGAUUCUAGCGCGGAAUCGACGUUGAAAGAUGUAUCAGAAACAUCACCAGAAUAUGUUUCUACUUCUAGGACGACGGACCUCAAGAACGCUGCAGCUUGCUUUAGUUUAACAAGCCAUGUCAAAUAAAUGACCAAAAAAGGAUUAAUAUUAGAGUGAGAGAGAUCAGCCCCAAUCAAUCCUUGUAGAUGUGAAGGCCAUUGUUAGAGUCCUCAUAUUGAUUCUUUUAUUCUUUAACUAGCUCAGCUAUUUCCUCGAAAAUAAAAAAGAGGUGAGAUCAAUAAAUUUUCCAAUCUCUUUUGUGUAUAUGUAGUUGAAG